AUGACUGCGAGGAGGGCUUUCCCGUCCUCGUCGAACACGGCUCCGACACACGGCGGUUUUGCCUCUGCUGCCGCCAGGCAGGAGCAUGUUUUCCACUCCCAGCUCGAGGAUCCCGCCGCGUCUUCCCUGCUCUCUUCGCUGGGCAAACCCCAAGCCGUCCCGCAGACCUUGACCGAGAAGAUUGUGCAAAAGUACGCCGUCGGCUUGCCCGAGGGCAAGUUCGUCAAGUCGGGAGACUAUGUCACCAUUAGCCCUGCUCACUGCAUGACACACGACAAUUCCUGGCCGGUUGCGUUGAAGUUCAUGGGAAUUGGUGGCACGCGUGUUGCGAACAACAGGCAGACGGUCAUGACGCUGGACCAUGACGUGCAGAACAAGAGCGAGUCAAACUUGAAAAAGUACAGACAGAUCGAGGAAUUUGCCAAGAAGCAGGGUGUUGACUUUUAUCCUGCUGGACGGGGCAUUGGCCACCAGAUCAUGGUGGAGGAAGGCUAUGCCUUCCCCGGAACGUUGGCUGUGGCAUCCGACAGUCAUACCAACAUGUAUGGUGGUAUUGGUUGUUUGGGAACUCCUGUUGUCCGGACUGACGCCGCCUCUAUUUGGGCUACCACCAAGACCUGGUGGCAGAUCCCUCCCAUCGCCAAGGUCACCCUCACCGGUGUCCUCCCCCCGGGUGUCACGGGCAAAGAUAUCAUCGUGGCCCUUUGCGGUCUUUUCAACAAUGACGAAGUCCUGAACCAUGCCAUUGAGUUCACCGGCUCCCCCGAAACUCUCCUCAGCCUCCCUAUCGACGACCGCCUUGCUAUUGCUAACAUGACCACUGAAUGGGGCGCAUUGAGCGGUCUAUUUCCCAUGGACUCAUUGCUACAGGGCUGGCUGCGGUACAAGGCUACAGAGGCGACUAUGUUCAAUUCUGGAAACAUCUUGGAGAGCAACCGCAUUUCCCGUUAUAACCAUGAGCGCCUUAACGAGCUUUUCCAAAACGCGCCCGCUGCCGACCCCGGUGCGACAUAUGCUAAAAAGCUUUACCUUGACCUGUCCACUUUGUCCCCUUACGUUUCAGGCCCCAACUCUGUUAAGGUCGCUACGCCGCUCCCGGAGCUGGAAUCCCAAAACAUCAAGGUCAACAAGGCUUACCUCGUUUCCUGUACUAACUCUCGCAGCUCUGAUAUUGCUGCUGCCGCCCGUGUUUUCAAGGAGGCCGCUGAGAAGAACGGUGGCCAGGUACCGAAGAUCCCCGACCAUGUGAAUUUCUACAUAGCGGCGGCAUCCAGCUUGGAGGAAACUGCAGCGAGGGAAGCAGGCGAUUGGGACACGCUACUUCAAGCUGGCGCUCAGCCGCUGCCCAGUGGAUGUGGUCCGUGCAUUGGCCUCGGAACAGGGUUGCUUGAACCCGGUGAGGUAGGCAUCAGUGCCAGCAACCGGAAUUUCAAGGGCCGUAUGGGCUCCACGGAAGCCAAAGCGUAUCUUGCUAGCCCCGAGGUUGUUGCUGCCAGUGCGCUGAAUGGCAAAAUCUCUGGACCUGGCUGGUAUCAACAACCUGAGGGAGUCCAGGGUGUUGUCCGCGGCGAGGGCGAUCUCAUUGGCAACACAAUCGAGGACGCGCUGGAGAAGCUCAUUGCCCAGGCAGACGAGAUGAUUGCGACAAGCGAACAGUCAGUUGCCAGUCAGGAAAGAAGUGAUGUUCCUGCAGCUGAAGGAGCCGAAACUUUGACAGAGAUUCUCCCCGGUUUCCCGGAAAAGGUGUCCGGUGAAAUCGUCUUCUGUGAUGCCGACAACAUCAACACUGAUGGCAUCUACCCCGGCAAAUAUACCUACCAGGAUGACGUCACCCGGGAAAAGAUGAGCGAAGUCGUCAUGGAAAACUACGACAAGCAGUUCGCAUCUAUCGCCAAGCCCGGUGACAUUUUGGUCAGUGGCUUCAACUUUGGUUGCGGUAGUUCUAGAGAACAAGCCGCGACGGCUAUUCUGGCGAAGGACAUCCCGCUUGUCGUUGCUGGCAGCUUUGCCAACAUUUUUGGCAGAAACAGCAUCAACAAUGCUUUGAUGGGUGUUGAAGUGCCACGCCUGGUCCAGCGCCUACGUCAAACUUUCUCUGGCAGCAAUUCUUCCUCGCCGGACUCGCAGCAAAAGAUCCAUGAGCCACAAAAGAACAAGCAAUCCCUCGAUUCUCCGCCUCCGGCGCCAGUGAACAUUCCGGCAGCAGAGAAGGUGCUCACGAGAAGGACGGGAUGGACUUUUGAAUGGGAUGUGAGGAGGAGCAAGGUGACUGUGCAAGAAGGCGAGGGCGGUGAGAGGUGGAGCCAGAAGGUCGGCGAGCUGCCUCCUAACGUUCAAGAGAUCAUUGCACUAGGAGGUUUGGAAAGCUGGGUCAAGAAGAGCAUUGGUUAAUAGCGCAUUUAUCCCUAGAUCGCGAGAUGUAAGUUAUUUAAAAAAGAAUUUUAGCGAUUUCUACUG
Molecule: messenger RNA, 2457 nt
Organism: Aplosporella prunicola CBS 121167
Lineage: Eukaryota; Fungi; Ascomycota; Dothideomycetes; Botryosphaeriales; Aplosporellaceae
Exons: 2
Coding region: 1-2391 (796 amino acids)
Biological process (GO): L-lysine biosynthetic process
Molecular function (GO): 4 iron, 4 sulfur cluster binding; homoaconitate hydratase activity
Source: RefSeq, a predicted model, not a curated record